CCCCCACCAAUCUCCUUUCCAGGUACAGCGCCUCUUCCUGCUGCCCCCUACCCUGGUUCUGCAAAGUGUGCAUACCCCAUUCGAGGACACCGAGUUUGAGCCAGGAACUAAUGCGGGAGGGCAGCCGCCGGGAGUGUCCUCACGCAGAGUCGAGGCCAAGUGCUAGGCGGAGACAGUGACCCGCAGGGCGCUGACUGAGUCCCCGUGGUAACACGUGGGCGAGUCUUGAUUGCAGCCCGUCCGGGGACCACUUGGCGCUUCGUUUAGAGCGCUUCACACCGCGAAUCUCACUGGAGCCUUUGCCACAGCCCUGCCCAGGGCCACCGCUGCCCCCAUUUCACACGCGAAGAAACCGAGGCUAAGGUUUCAAGCCCCGGAGUAGGUUGCCAGGGGACCGAGUGGCAGCGUUGCGGCUAGAACCAGACCCCCUGCGGCGGGCCAGCUCUCAAGCUCCUCCCCCGACCCUCCCUCCUCCACGCCGCCCCCGGGGUGUGCCUGACGCCACGCGUCUCGCCGCGACUACAGAGUCGCAGUUCGCACCCAGAUCUCCUCUGCUGCGGGUCUCGAAGACUUGGGGUCCCGGCCCCCCCGCUGGCCUCGCCGCUGCGGCAUCUCCGACCUAUACCACAGCUCAUCGCCAUGCCACUGGAUCCUUAACCCACUGAGCGAGGCCAGAGAUCAAACGCACAUCCUCAUGGAUACUCAUCAGGUGGGCACGGCCCCCAGCGCCCUCACCAGGCACCAUGGACUGGAAGACACUCCAAGCCCUACUGAGUGGGGUGAACAAGUACUCCACAGCCUUCGGGCGCAUCUGGCUGUCGGUGGUGUUCGUCUUCCGCGUGCUGGUGUAUGUGGUGGCCGCCGAGCGUGUGUGGGGGGAUGAGCAGAAGGACUUUGACUGCAACACCAAGCAGCCGGGCUGCACCAACGUUUGCUACGAUGAGUUCUUCCCCAUCUCCAACAUCCGCCUCUGGGCCCUGCAGCUCAUCUUUGUCACGUGCCCGUCGCUGCUGGUCAUCCUGCACGUGGCCUACCGGGAGGAGCGGGAGCGGCGGCACCGCCAGAAGCACGGCGACCACUGCGCCAAGCUAUACGACAACGCGGGCAAGAAGCACGGCGGCCUGUGGUGGACCUACCUGCUCAGCCUCAUCUUCAAGCUCAUCAUCGAGUUCCUCUUCCUCUACCUGCUGCACACUCUGUGGUACGGCUUCGGCAUGCCCCGCCUGGUCCAGUGCGCCAACGUGGCCCCCUGCCCCAACAUCGUGGACUGCUACAUCGCCCGGCCCACGGAGAAGAAGCUCUUCACCUACUUCAUGGUGGGCGCCUCCGCCGUCUGCAUCGUGCUCACCUUCUGCGAGAUCUGCUACCUCAUCUUCCACAGGAUUGUGCGAAGCCUUCCCAAGAAGAGGACCCCCCGAGGCGGCAGCCCCCCGUCCUCUGCCAGCCGGGCCUCCACCUGCCGCUGCCACCACAAGCUGGUGGAGGCCGGGGAGCUGGGCCCAGACUCCAGUGAUGACAAGGUGCAAGCUUCGGCACCCAGCCUGACCCCCAUCUGACCUCGGGCGGGGGAGCAAUCCUGGGGCUGCCCGAGGGGCCGGGCAGGGGGUGUUAUUGUGGCGGUGGCGGGGUCCUGCAGGUGCUGGGUGCCCCCACUCUGAAUUCACUAAGCUAUUCAACUUCACUUUCAGCAGACUUUUUUUUGAGCGCUGGGCGCUGUGCUGUCUGCCUGGGUACAGGUCACCCCAGGCCCUGUGGCAGCCUUCCUGGCGGAGAGACACUAAAACAAUCAAAGUAACAACUGCCUACAAGGGGACACUUAGAAGGCUCAUAGUAGGACCUCCCCUAACCCAGGAGGGGGUGAUCAGGAGAGGCUUCCGAGAGGAGGUAAUGUUUGAAAGAGGUGAGAAUGCUUCCUAGCGAAGAAAAGCAGGUGCAGAGGCCUGGAGGCCACGAAGAGAGUGGCUUGCUCUGAGUUGGAUGCACAAGAUCAAAGGGAAUCUUCAUUCCUCCAGAUUUCUUGGGUGAAAAGGGAGGAGUCUCCCAGCAGUAGGAGGUCUGGAGGCUGAAAGUGAACCUGGGAAGAGGAGGAGGAGGCUCUCAUGACACUGAGCCCUCCUGGAGACACCCAAGGACCCUCUGGGUUGCCAGGGCACUCAGAGGAAGCUCCCCUCCCCAGCCUCAGGCAGCUCUGCUCCCACCUUCCUCCCACAGUGUACUCAGUCUGGUGCCAGCCUCUCAGACCCAGCUCUCUGGGACUCCAGGUGGAUGCACUGAUAAGAACAUUCCCAAGGCAGCUUCCUUGAAAUCAAUAAAGGCUGUUUGAUACA
Molecule: messenger RNA, 2327 nt
Organism: Sus scrofa (pig)
Lineage: Eukaryota; Metazoa; Chordata; Mammalia; Artiodactyla; Suidae
Gene: GJB3
Product: gap junction protein beta 3
Biological process (GO): cell-cell signaling
Cellular component (GO): connexin complex
Molecular function (GO): gap junction channel activity
Source: RefSeq, a predicted model, not a curated record